Zootermopsis nevadensis is the source of this 1099-nucleotide messenger RNA. RefSeq names its product oligoribonuclease, mitochondrial. Gene Ontology annotation, cellular component: mitochondrion. The record is from RefSeq and is a predicted model, not a curated record. Lineage: Eukaryota; Metazoa; Arthropoda; Insecta; Blattodea; Termopsidae. Gene Ontology annotation, molecular function: 3'-5'-RNA exonuclease activity; nucleic acid binding.
GUGACAGCAGGCCGCCUUUUGGAAGUAGCUUGCCUUGUAACUGAUUCUAACCUAAACAUUAUAGCUGAAGGCCCAGAUUUAGUCAUCCAUCAACCUGAUAACAUACUACAGUCUAUGAAUGAAUGGUGUAUGAAACAUCAUGGGAUGUCUGGCCUCACAGAUGCAUCUCGAAAUAGUAAGAUUACUAUUCAAGAAGCUGAGCAACAAAUUCUGAAUUUCCUAAAAAAGCAUGUUCCACCAGGGAAAUGCCCAGUUGCUGGAAAUUCUGUUUACAUGGAUAGACUAUUCAUGCAACAUUAUCUGCCAGAAGUUGACAAGUACUUGCACCAUCGUAUUGUUGAUGUGUCAACAAUUAAAGAAUUAUGCAGACGAUGGAGCCCAGCAAUAUUUUUAAAGGCCCCACCCAAGAUAUUGAGUCAUCGUGCACUGAGUGAUAUAAAAGACAGUGUUAAAGAAUUGCAGUACUAUCAGUCUCAUUUCUUCAAGAACGAAUGACAAGGAAUUACUAAUUUUGAAUAAAUUCCCAGAAGUUAUUCUUAUAAAGCUGCAGACACUCAUUCGUUAACAUUUCCUGACAUUUUAUGCAGAUGAUGGACUGAUGAAGUAACAUACAGUGUAUUUCUUGGUUUUACGAACAAAAGAUUGUUAGAUUAAUAAUGCUCAGUGAUAAGAGUUCUGUGCAGUCUUUGUAUUGAUUUGAUAGGUUAUCCAAAUUUGGAUAUACAUCCAACAAAGGUUAAAGACGGAGGCAGUAUGACCCCUGAAACGUUGGUUAACAUCGACCAGACUACACAGCGCAACAACCCAGAAGACGGAAAUCUUCAAAGGUUAAAGAAUUAACAACAACCCAAAAAAUAAUCUUUGUUCUGAAUCCAGGAAGGACCUCCUGGCUAAAUGAACCUGUCACACAUACCAGUGUGGUGACAGAUGAGUAUGAAGCAUUAGUGAUUAAAAAAUCUGCCUCGCAGACACUUGUUCCACAUAAAUCAUAUUUAACGUAAGAAAAAGAAAAAAGACACAAACCAGGAGUUUAAAUAACAAUAUCAGGAACAGAAAGAUACAAAUAAAGCAGGAAAAUAAAUGGAAAACUGACAGUGUA